AUGGCUCCAAAUGGGAAAAUGCGUGAAAUCGUGUCUUUGCAUGUGGGACAAGCUGGAGUGCAGAUAGGGAAUGCUUGCUGGGAAUUGUAUUGUCUUGAACAUGGAAUCACUCCCGAUGGUCUUAUGCCAGCUGACUCGACAAUGGGAGUUGAAGACUCAUCUUAUAACACUUUCUUCUCAGAAACUCAAUCCGGAAAACACGUGCCAAGAGCGAUCUUUAUGGAUCUAGAGCCGACUGUUGUUGAUGAGGUCCGUACUGGAACCUAUCGUUCCCUUUUCCAUCCUGAGCAACUCAUCACUGGAAAAGAGGAUGCAGCUAACAACUAUGCUCGUGGACACUAUACGAUUGGCAAAGAGCUUAUCGAUGUUUGUGUGGAUCGAAUUAGACGCUGCACCGAGCGCUGUCAGAGUCUUCAAGGCUUUUUGAUCUUUCACUCAUUUGGCGGAGGAACUGGUAGUGGCUUUUGUUCGCUGAUGAUGGAACGUCUCUCAGUGGACUAUGGGAAAAAGGCGAAACUCGAGUUCUCGAUCUAUCCAGCUCCACAAAUUAGUACAUCAAUGGUUGAGCCAUACAACUCUCUUCUCACGACUCACACCACUCUAGAGCACUCGGAUUGCUCGUUCAUGCUCGACAAUGAAGCUGUUUACGAUAUUUGCAAGAAGAACCUUGGGACUAAGAGCCCAAGCUACACAAAUAUCAAUCGUUUAUUGGCUCAAGUUGUCUCCUCCGUGACCGCCUCUCUUCGUUUUGAUGGAGCACUAAAUGUGGAUUUGACUGAAUUCCAGACAAAUCUUGUUCCAUAUCCGAGAAUUCAUUUCCCACUGAUUACUUAUGCUCCCGUCAUUUCAGCUGAAAAGGCUUAUCACGAACAAUUGACCGUCAAUGAGAUCGCUAAUCAAUGCUUUGAACCAGGCAGUCAAAUGGUUCGAUGUGAUCCAAGAAAUGGAAAAUAUAUGGCUUGUUGUUUGCUCUUUAGAGGAGAUGUUGUUCCAAAGGACAUCAACGCCGCGAUCCCGCUGAUCAAAACAAAGCGAUCGAUCCAAUUUGUGGACUGGUGUCCAACCGGUUUCAAAGUCGGCAUCAACUAUCAACCACCGACUGUUGUGCCUGGAGGUGAUUUGGCUAAAUUGCAACGGGCUGUCUGCAUGCUUUCGAAUACAACGGCUAUUCAAGAGGCUUGGGCUCGUCUCGAUCACAAAUUUGAUCUCAUGUAUGCGAAGAGGGCUUUUGUGCAUUGGUAUGUUGGUGAAGGAAUGGAAGAAGGAGAGUUCAGUGAGGCUCGAGAGGAUAUGGCGGCGUUGGAGAAAGAUUAUGAAGAGGUCGGCGUGGACAGCUUCGAUCCGACUGAAGAGGAAUAC
Mesorhabditis belari is the source of this 1359-nucleotide messenger RNA. NCBI's taxonomy places the organism in Eukaryota, Metazoa, Nematoda, Chromadorea, Rhabditida, Rhabditidae. The record is from the annotation of a GenBank genome assembly.